AUGCGAGCAUCAGAUUGGGAGCCGUGCUGGCUUCGAGAGGGCCGCGCCCCAACUUUCAUGAAUAACUCGACCACUCCGGAGACCCUCUCAAGGUCGGACCCAAAUUACGGAAAGUCGAUGGCUGUCGGUUUAGCGCUAUGGGGAAAUACACCCGCUGUGGACGCUCUCAACCUUCCAAGAAACGAGAACAACUCCCACAGGGACUAUUCUGUUGCAUUUCCGGCGUCAGGAGACCUGCGGCACGUCGUAAGAACUAUCAACAAACUUCCUGAUGAUUUCUCGGGAAAUAUCAACAUUCUGCUGAACGAUGGUUGCUUAAAUGUCGCCCUUCGAAACCUUGUUCUUCUCCUCAUAUUGGGCACCGCAGAGGAUGAAGCUCUGGGAGUCGACAUUGCUACCCAUUUCUGGUACUCGACAUUCAUGCCAAUCGAGUACAACUUGCACAUCACACUCGCAAUCACCAGAUUUGUUUCGCACUUGGACUCGCGAUCGGAGGGGAAGGGGGAAAUAGGCUUCAAGUUAGGACUACGUUCGGCGGUAGACGGCGCAGCGAUCUUGUCAGCCCCUGGUGCCGUCGAGCUUUUGCGUCACUUUAGUUCCGCAAACUUCGAUAUUGAAGACGCCCAGAAAGAAUGCGACCGAGUGAAGCACGACCCCAGUCGAAGGGACUAUCGGGACCGCUAUUAUCUCAGGCUGAAGCCUUCGCAUCGAGUGGCUUACCAAGAGUUUCGUCGAUUUGGAUUGCUUUUGCCGUUCGGUGCCCCUAAUCAUCACUUCAACCACCCAAACUCCUCCCUCUUUUCUAAAGAGGGCAAGUGGGUGCAGAGUGAUUUUGCAGAGCCUUUGAAUGGCUGGGAGGUCGACGAAGUUCUUGCAACAGGGAAGCAACACGGGGCCACGCCGGAAGAUAUCUAUGGCUGCCUGUACUUCUAUGUAUCAGAGCAGCUGAGAUUAUUCACGGAACGAUUGAGCAAGUUCUGCAUUCGCUUCACUCUCCUUCCUAUGGAGGCAUGUAUGCUGGGUAACUCCCUUCAGAUGAAGAGCGGGGAACAGGGAGAGUCCAGCUCGAAGGGCAGAAUGACUAAUUUUGACAGGAUCAUAUUUUCGAAUAUCGUGGACGAGAAUUACGUUGGCAUUCGCAAGGCGUUAACAAGCUGGGCCCCUUUGCUUUCGAAGAGCAAGUGGGCGACGAUCGUCGCUUACUUCAUGAAUUGGCCGUUCAUACAGAGGAAUGGACGGGUUCGCGACGCCGGCGAAGCCGUCCUUGAACGUGUUUCCGGUGAAUAUUCGUUGAAACUUCAACUGGACUCUUCUGCAUCCCUCAUCCUCAAGAUCAAGUACACUCUGAAAUGCUUCAGGCAUUAUCCGUAA
This is a messenger RNA of Coprinopsis cinerea okayama7#130, 1371 nucleotides long. RefSeq lists its product as hypothetical. The transcript has 6 exons. NCBI's taxonomy places the organism in Eukaryota, Fungi, Basidiomycota, Agaricomycetes, Agaricales, Psathyrellaceae. The record is from RefSeq and is a predicted model, not a curated record. Bases 1 to 1371 code for a protein of 456 amino acids.